AUGGAUGAUCAACCACAACGGCCACCGCCACCACAAGAGAGAAAAAAGAGAAUAGCCACACAACUAAUUGACUGUCAAGAGCCACAAGAAAUUGAUUUCAAUCAUUUUGGUCUGCAUUAUGGGGAUAAACAAAUUAAGUUCGCCAAUGAGUGUGGAGUCCUCACUCAUUCGAUGAUUUCUAUCAAUUAUCAAACAUGGAAGAAAGUGUCGCAGGGUGAACUUGAGAUGCUGUGGUUAACUAUUAAAAGACGCUGGAAUAUUCAAAAUAACAAACGUAGAGGUGAUGUGCUUAAAAUUUGUAACAUUGCAUGGAAAUCCUACAAGAAGAGGCUAAUACGUGAUUUCAUGGCCAAUGGAAGAGAUCCAAUUCCAAUCUACCCAUAUCUAGACCCUGAUACAUGGAAAACCUUCAAAAAAGAGAGAUCUUCAAAGGAAUUUCAGAUAAUAAGUGAGAAAGAGAGAGCAAAUGCGAAGCUUCAAAAAAAUCCAACACGGUUAGGUCCACAUGGGUAUCGGGGUAGACAAGCUCAAUGGGAACAAGAGAUUGCAUCCGGAGGGUUGUCGGAAGAGUUAGCAUCAGAAUUGUGCAAGAUAAAAAGCCAGCGUUCAAAAGAUUUUGUCAUGGGUAGGCUAUCUAAAAAUGAGUCCGGAUCAUAUUAUGCACCACUCGGCAUGCAAGCAACACUGACUAAGCUUGCAGAGGUCGAAAGUCAGAUAUCCCGAGGAGAUUGGGUCCCUGAACCUGGAGAAGAUUCGUUGACAGCAGUGUUAGGAAGAGAGCAUCCCGUUCGGACUAGGGCAGUUGGUCACACUGUUGGCUUGAGAAAAGCCAUUCACGGGAUAGAUAAAAAGAAGAGGAAAAUGCGGAGCACUGGAUCAGAAUUGUUCUACUGGCUUGGUCUUUCCGUAUGGGGAUUGAUUCAAGGAAGAAAGCAACAAAAUUCAACUCCAAGUUUGCCACAAACCAGUGUAGGGGUUUGUACAAGAAAGAACACACUCACUCCAAUGAACAAAUCAAAGCCAAUUGAAUUACUACGUGAGCGAUUGAAGAACAACCCACUAAGUCAUGUUGUAGCUGAUGAUGGCAUUCUAGAAACUGACAAGUUUGAGUUUUGGGUAGAACAUGAUGAAAUUCUUCAAUUGUUGAACAAAAGAACACUUGAUGUUACCAUUCUAACCGUUUGGGAGAUGAAUCUACAUUCCAUUGCACGUGUGAAGAACAAAUGUUCUUUCCUAAACCCACAUAAGAUUCUUGGGGAAAGUUGCCAAGAAAACCCGGAAGCUGUCAUAAAUUACAUUGUUGAUGUGAUGCGGAUUCAGCAAGGAAAACAAUUUCUCAUUGCUCCAUAUCUGCAAAGGGCUUUUGCAAGGUAUGGGAAAUACACAUCAAAUCCAAUCAGUUGGACGCUCGACGAGUGCAACCAACAACCGGGGGACUGGGAAUGCGGCUAUUAUGUAAUGAAAUGGAUGAUGGAUUUUGUGAUGGUUGAACAACACGGAUUCUUGAGUAGAAUGGUUUUGAAAAAGAAAUCUCAUGAUUGGAAAAUAUGGAAGGAUCUUGAAGCUCUAUUCCGAAUGAUAAAAGAUUCAAAAGCCAUGGAGGUUGACAACGAGCAUCGUAACAUUAAAGCUUAA
Molecule: messenger RNA, 1635 nt
Organism: Lactuca saligna
Lineage: Eukaryota; Viridiplantae; Streptophyta; Magnoliopsida; Asterales; Asteraceae
Source: the annotation of a GenBank genome assembly